Messenger RNA from Caenorhabditis remanei, 279 nucleotides. RefSeq lists its product as uncharacterized. The record is from RefSeq and is a predicted model, not a curated record. The transcript has a single exon. NCBI's taxonomy places the organism in Eukaryota, Metazoa, Nematoda, Chromadorea, Rhabditida, Rhabditidae. Bases 1 to 279 code for a protein of 92 amino acids.
AUGACGGCGACUGUUGGACCGUUCGAUUUGAGUGAAUCUGUCGAGUUUGACUCGACGAUUCAGCCACAUCCAUCACAGUGUGUGAUAGUGCCGGUGGAGGAGAAGCAGAAGGAUAAGCAAGAAUUGGAGGACGAGAAAUGGGAGAGGAACGUCAAGAAAAAGGUUACUUUUCAUCGUUUUAUAUCGGGGAGCGUCGCGGUAGCGUCUCGGGAAUGGGCUCUUUCUUCUCUUCCCCCUUUGCCUUUUAUAACUGUUGCACCCAUGGCGCAGACGGUAUAG